AUGGCAUCCAUGAUGGAUGGACCUAAGAAAGAUGAAGCUAGGCUAAUAGUGGUGGAACAGAAAAAAGAACCAGCCUAUUGUAUGUUAAUAGAAGAGGGUGAGGAAAAGAAUGGUGAAGGUGAAUGGUAUUUAGACAUCUUACAAUACCUCAAGGAUAGGACAUACCCACCAUCUGCAGACAAAAAUGACCAAAUGACCAUCAGGAGGUUGUCUACUAAUUACAUUAUUUGUGGUGAAAGGCUUUAUAAAAGAUCAUAUGAUGGAAUUCAUCUCCUUUAUGUAACUACUAAGGAAGCACAACAGAUACUUGAAGAGGUUCAUAUGAUUAUCUCUGACAAUGGGCUGCAUUUUAAGGGAGAAACAGAGAAGUUGUUAUGA
Quercus lobata is the source of this 378-nucleotide messenger RNA. RefSeq lists its product as uncharacterized. Lineage: Eukaryota; Viridiplantae; Streptophyta; Magnoliopsida; Fagales; Fagaceae. The transcript has a single exon. Bases 1 to 378 code for a protein of 125 amino acids. The record is from RefSeq and is a predicted model, not a curated record.